CCUCGCAGUCUCUCAUCCUUGGCGCGGCACCUGAACCCUUCUAAGCUCUGAGUUGCCGCAGCCAAACCUCCUGGCCCCCGGAGAAGGUACUUUCUCCUCCCUCCACCCCACCUUAGCCCCAAGGAGCUUUCUGCUGCCUCCUGAACCCUGACUGCCACCUCCAGGCCUUUGCACGAGCGGUGCCCAGGCUUGGGACCCUCUUUCCACCUUCUGCCUUACUUCUUCCGGGCUCUGGGAAGGUGGUGCUGAUAGUCACUCGCAGGCAGCCCCUCCACUCCUAAAACACUCCGGGCACCAAUAUCAUGGUAAAAGCCCGUAUCAUUUAUGGCGUUUUAGGAGUUUAUGAGCAACAUUUCUUUAACAUUUUAAUGUUAAAACAGAGAUUCUGCAUUGUCAUUUUAUUCAUAUUAUAAAAUACUUUUUUUUUUUAACAAGGUGGGAAAUGCCUCAAUUGUGUUCCUAAUUUUAAGCGGUUUUGCCACACCUCCCGUGCAGGUGUACCUAACUAGAGCAUGUCCAGCCAUAGGAGUGAAUUACCACUGCGCUGAAAUCAACCUGCUAAAAUAGUUUUCAGCACACGCCUUUGAUAAAGACUAACUGGAACUUUAAGUAAUGUAAUCAGGGGGAGGGUCUAUGGGAGGAGCUAGGGCUUAGGGAAGUUCACCAGAGAACCCUGCAGGAAGAACUGUUUAUAAUACAGCUCUAUGGUUCUAACUUCCUUAAAUGGCCCUCCAUGUUGGCAAGCAGGCCAGAAUGUGCGUGUGGCUUGCUAUGUCUGCGUGAGCUGGGUUGCAGCCCUUUGCUUAUUCCCGAAUUAUUCCUGAAUCCUUUUUGGUGACAAAAUACCUAGUCGAUAUUAUUUUUCAGUCGACACCUUCCUACCAGCGUGGUUUCCUAAACCAUGCUCACAAAGCUACAAGCCAACAAUCCUUGAAUCUGCCCACACGGCAGCAAAUGGACAGACAUGGACAGGAACUCAACUAUACUAUGACAACAGCAAAAUAGGUGUAGAUUUCAGUUGCCUGUCAAGGCUGUCUGGACUCUAAGAGCCUGCCCGCUCCUCCAGGCUAGGGAAGCACCGCCCACUGGCUGGCCGAGAUUGAAUUAAAGGAGGAGCUCAAGAGAAAGUCUCCACAACGUUAACAGCAGAAAGAGCAACAGCUGAAUCCCUGGUGCAUCCCUUCCCCCCCAGCCAUUCUGGCCAGCUGGGAAGGAGACAACCGCAGGUCGGUGGGAUGAAGAAAUCCCAGAAACCCUGGACAAUGGAUGGCAUCCGAAUGGACUUGAUGUUUUCCCAUCAACCUGAACUCCCAUGGAGGCCGCGGAGGAGCAUGAAGUGCUCCCAGGAAAACCAGAAUUCCGCGAGAGAUGAAAAGCUGUGGGGAAGCUCUGUCCUGACAAGACAGAUUUCACACGUGUGUGUUGGGUGGGGGGGUUAUACCUUGCUCAAGGCUGAAGGCUAGGAAUGAAAGGCUCUAGGAAUGGAAGGCUAGGCUGAAGCCUCUCCCCACCUGAGGGCCACGGGGCUAAAAGCCCAUUGGUGGACAUACAGCGAAGGGCCCAAGUUUGGCACGCGGAAAGUGGAGGUUACUUGAGCUGCUGCUGAGUCUGUUAGAUUCCGAAGCAAGUCCAGUGUGGUCCUCCAAAAGCCGAAGCCCUGCCUGGCUCUGCCAGGCCUGUGCAGGGCGCACACACAGGAUGUCAGGCACCGACUUGGGUGAGGCAGUUGAGGGGAAUAGAGGAGAGAAAGUAGGGCCGUUGUCCAAGCAACGGGGUGAUAGUGGGGAAGGGCGACUAAAUUCUGUCUCCAUGGAGACUGUACAGGCUGAACGCAAACAUUACUCAAAGUGGGCGCACCCCAAUGGACGGCCUAAGUCCCUGAGGAGCUCACAGUAAAGGUUUGCCACGGUGCCCUGACCCCUGAGUAACGCCAUACCCCUGAUUCUGCCUCCCCCAAUCUCGUGAUGCUGAGACGCAUCCCACCCCACUAGAAUAUUCGGGGUGGGGGAGGGGAAGGCUAAGCUGGAGCAGCGAGCUGGGUGUGGUGCCUUCACGAGUCCCCAUGCCCCAGGCCAGGACCCAUGGCGCCCAGGAAGAGAGGCCAGAGUGCGGGGCGCCACCCGGGCACAGGGGCAGAGGGCGCCACGCCGCCGCUGUCUGAGCACGCGCAGUACCUGCAGCGUGAGUACAAGCUGCUGUCGGAGCAGCUGGACGCCUGCCAGGAGCACGUCGACCAGGUGCUGCAGGAGAACGCCUUCCUGGACGACGAGGCGCUGCGCCUGCGCGAGGAGAACCGGCUCUACGCCAGUUACAUGAGCACCCGUGCGCAGCGCUGCGCCCACGCUAUCGUCCGGCUGGAUGAGCAGAACCUCGUGGACCUGACGCAGGUCCACUGGCAGCGAACAGAGCUAGCUUCUCUCUAUCACGAGCGCGAAGACGGGGUGCGGGCGCAGCUGCUGGAGAUGGAGGCGCGUGCUGCGCAGAUGGCACAGCAGGUGCAAGAGCUGCAGCCCUAUAAGGAACUGCAGCUGGAGCAGCUGGCCCGGAUCCGGACGCUGGAGCGCGAGCUUCUGCACAUGCGCGUGGAGCACACACAGCUGCUCCACCGCGUGAAGCGGCGCUUCCUGGAGGACAAGGCGGCCUUUGAGCGCGAGGCGCGCCAGCGCGUACAGUCCCUGGCUCGGCGCGCGGAGCGGGAGGCGGCGCGCGCGCUCAUCGCGCACACGCAGGCCAUCAAGACGGACAACGGGCGCCUGCGGCAGGAGCUGCUGCGGCUGCUCCGCCGGGCCCAGCUGCUGCGUAACACGCGGAGACAGCUGCUGGAGCAGCGUGAGCAAUUGUGGCGCGAGCAUGAGGACACGCGGGACCUGGCGCGUGUGCAUGCUUGGCUGCACCGGGGCGCCGGGGGCCCGGCGCUGUGGCAACGGCCGCCGCCCGCCUCGCGACUCAUGUCUUUCGCCUCCCCGAAAGGCCCGUCGCGCACAACCUCCGGGAACCUGUCUCAGGUCUCUUCGCGUGCGGACUCCAGGGUCCCGUCAUCAUCGAUCACGUCGCGAGUGGGCUCCCGAGUCCCGUCCUUGACCCCGUCCCAUCCUACUUCCCGGGUCUCUUCGCGGACCUUGUUGCAUGUGGCCUCAGAGAACAUCACUCCCUCUGCUAAGUCUGUCUCCGGAUCAGGCCCUUCCUGUUCACCAGUUGAAGACUGUGAACACUGAUGGUACAGCCUGAACCUAGCAGGAGGAAGACCAGUGAGGCCAGGGGUGGGGGACACCUGUGCGCAGGACGUGUAAUUGGUGAAUGCCAGUUGUUAAUAAAGGUGUGACCUCGCCGUUCUGGCACCGCCUGUUUUGUUGCUCCAGUAUUUGCCGCCCGCGCAGGGGCCACUCAUUCCUGCUUUCAGUUUCAAGCUGCAGGGUAGCUUGAUGCGCCCUUCGCCCCAGGUGUCGCCGGGAUCCAGCAUCCCUCCACACCACAGCAGAUCUGCGGCUGCGCCGACAGAGGAAGUCAGCCACAUGAGCGUCCUGCCCACGAGGCUGACAGUGGUGGCAGAGACAGACAUCGCCGGCAUGGACAGAUAGUACGGAGCAGGAAAGGAGCCUGGCAACUGCGAGUUACAGCCAGAAGGGCCAGCGUGGUCCCAGCUGCGGUUGGAAGUGCCACAGGAGGUUUCAUGUUUAACCUAUUGGAGGAGGGAGUCAUUUUUUAUUUUGAUAUGACUUCCAAUUUAGAGAGAAGUUGCAAGAAUAGUCCACGGAAGACCCAUAUCCAGAUUCACGAGCAGUUUGCUUUCUGUCCCUCUGGUGUGUGUGUCUGCAUUCCCCCCACCCUUCCCCCCACUCCAACAUUUCAGAUUAGAUUCCUGACGCCGACCUCAUGCCCCUUCACCUCUAAACCCUAGCUUUCUGAGCACAGGGACAUUCUCCUACAUUAAAGUAUUGCGGUCUCUGGCAGGGGAGCAAGCAGCGUGAGGUGUGUCAGGGCACUGGUGAGCAGCGGCAGCAUCCAAACGGGAACGCAAGCUGUCAAUAUUCAGCAAAAUCUCUCACUUUGAUGAUGGAAUGUCAGUUCUUCGUGCUUCUUUCCAUUUUUGCUUUGAAUGUUUUGAUGUGAUGACUUCGGUUUGCUGUCUGGUGAUCUGAACCUUUAAAUUAUGUAGGGACCUUUACAUUCUUUGCUUAUAGCAGUUUUCUUUUGGUUCUUAGCCACCUAAUGUAUCUUUUUCUAUUUUAAUUUCCAACAUUUUUUGUA
Molecule: messenger RNA, 4248 nt
Organism: Rhinolophus ferrumequinum (greater horseshoe bat)
Lineage: Eukaryota; Metazoa; Chordata; Mammalia; Chiroptera; Rhinolophidae
Gene: CCDC166
Product: coiled-coil domain containing 166
Exons: 2
Coding region: 2082-3215 (377 amino acids)
Source: RefSeq, a predicted model, not a curated record